CUGGUUUUCAGCUUGUCCUCGCCGUUUCCUGACGUUGUUCGACAAGAGUGUUUUCCUCCUUCGUUUUUUCCCAGCUACGUAAACUUUGGGGGUUCCUUACCUCAGUCCUCUCCCUCCCUUGCCAAUCCUUUAAAGGCCUCGUUCUUUCUGGUCUUACCUUUCCUCGACUCGGUUCGACCCCCCAACUUCACAUAUCACUAAACACGCUCUCUCCGAAUCAUGUUCGUCACUAAAGCUUUGCUUGUAGCCUCUGUCGCGCUCUCCGUCAGUGCCCUCACCACUCCACACGUCGCCCGCAACUCGCAUCACCAUGCCAUUGCUGCGCGUGUUGCUGUACCAGAGGCCCAACCAGAGCCUGUAGUACACGUUCGUCCUGCUCCCCGUAAGCGCAGUGUUCAGCGUUGCAGAGCGCCGGCCAGCAGCAGUGCCGCACCAUCAUCAUCUGCCGCACCAUCUUCGUCUGCUGCGCCAUCAUCAUCUGCUGCACCGUCCUCCUCUGCCGCACCCGCACCCGUCAAUAACGUCGGCGAGCUCCCUCCCCUCUCGUCGAUCCUUUCGCCUGUCGAUCCUCCCAAGUCGACAGAGGCGCCUCCCCCAGCACCCUCUACCACUAAGGCACCACCGAAAACAACCGAGGCGCCCGCUCCCACCACGACCGAAGCUCCUGCCCCGCCGAAGACCACUGAGGCACCGCCUACUACUACCAAGGCCCCUCCCAAAACCACCGAGGCUGCUCCACCUGCUACUACCGCGCCCUCCGGCGGUAACGGUGGCGGUGACCCCUUCUCUGGUGAUGGUACUUUCUACGAUACUGGUCUUGGUGCAUGCGGUAUUAACAACAAUGACAAUGACUUUAUUGCCGCCAUUGGCCAUGGGGCCUUCGAUUCAUUCGCUGGCUACAACGGUGCUAACCCGAACAAUAACCCCAUCUGCGGCAAGGAGGUUCUUGUUCACUACCAAGGCAAAUCAGUCAAGGUCAAGAUCACGGAUCGUUGCGGCGGCUGCAAUAACCCCAACAGUCUUGACUUUUCUCCUGCUGCCUUCAGACAGCUGGCGGAUGAGAGUGUUGGCCGUAUUUCUGGCAUCACCUGGAACUACGUCUAAGUUCCCCCGCUAUACCCGCUUUCCCUUGUUUUCAAUCGCAUUUUAAUCUUUUCACGAUGUUAUAAAGGUUCAUUAAGCAUUUCUCAUCCCUCAGCGCCUGGGGCGUUCCGUUCUGUGGUCCCUUGCAUGCCGGGGGGUCAGAAUGGCUAGGAGGGGGUAUUACCGAGCUUGUCUCGUCAUCUUACACUUCGGUCGCCUGCUCUGGUUGCACGCGCUUUAUCACUGUCUUAUUAAGCACUUGCUGCUUUGGGGUACAACAGUUUCGAUAGAGGUUCCAUACCACAACACUACAACUUUACAAUAACAUACUGUUUCGUACAUCAUUGUUUUCGCUUGACGUUGGUCGAUCC
Messenger RNA from Somion occarium, 1454 nucleotides. Lineage: Eukaryota; Fungi; Basidiomycota; Agaricomycetes; Polyporales; Cerrenaceae. The record is from the annotation of a GenBank genome assembly.